AUGGAACUAAGAACGAGUGGGGUUGGUGCAAGCAAAAGCUUGGAGCAAAUGUUAUUCUACCGGUGUCUGUUGCACUCUACAAAGCAUGAGUCUGUUAUUAAGAAGAAAUAUGGUCAAGAUGCAACAAAUGUUGGCGAUGCUGGUGGAUAUGCUCCUAAUAUUCAUGAAAACAAAGAAGGACUUGAGUUGCUUAAAACAACCAUUGGUCAAGCUGGUUACACUAGAAAAGUUAUGAUUGGAAUGGAUGUUUCUACAUCUAUAUUCUAUGGAAAAGACAAAACUUAUGAUCUCAACUUCAAAGAAGAGAACAACAACGGGUCAAAAAAUAUUUCAGGAGUACAACUGAAGGAUCUUUACAAAUCGUUUGUGAGUGAAUACCCAAUUGUCUCCAUUGAAGACCCUUUUGAUCAAGAUGAUUGGAAGACAUGCUAA
Molecule: messenger RNA, 432 nt
Organism: Lactuca virosa
Lineage: Eukaryota; Viridiplantae; Streptophyta; Magnoliopsida; Asterales; Asteraceae
Source: the annotation of a GenBank genome assembly